UUUUGCUUUCUCAAAAACCCCGAGUCCAGUCCAAACCUCCGUCGCAAGAAGGUCUCCUCCUCCACUCCGGCCGCCGAGGCCGCUCCACUGCAAUGCUCCGGGAUCCACGGCCAUGGCCUUCCUCAAGACCCUGAACCCUCUCAUACGCAGGAGCACCACCCCGAUCUCAAACCCCAGGCCCCUCCUCUCCCUCCACACCUUCCUCGCCUCAUCCUCCCCAACCACCAUCAGCCCCGCCGCUGCCUCCCCCGCAGCCGCCCCCUUCGCCGGCGCGGCGCACACCCACGUCCCCAUCCGGUCCGGGGGCCCGCUGUUCCUCUCGUCGCCACCAUGGAUGCUCUCGCAGUCCGCGACGCCGCUCACGGCCGCGGCUGCCGCCCUUCGCGCCAAGCUCCGCAGGGCCCAGGCCCUCGCCGGCGGCCGCGCGCAGGCCGUCGCAGACGCCGUGCGGUGGGACCACAGGCGGAUCUCCGGGGGCGGGGCGGAGGACGCGCCGUCUGCGGGGAUUGUGGGAGGUGGAGGUGAGAGGUUUCUGAAUGCGCCCAAUUUGGUGUCGAUUGGACGCAUGGUGUCAGGGCCGGUCAUUGGAUGGAUGAUUGUGAAUGAAUGGUAUCUUCCUGCCUUUGCCACAUUGGCUGUCUCUGGUGCAAGUGAUUGGUUGGAUGGCUUUUUAGCAAGGAAGAUGGGCAUCAAUUCUGUCUUCGGAUCAUAUUUGGACCCUCUGGCUGACAAGGUUUUGAUUGGCUGUGUUGCUGUAGCCAUGGUUCAAAAAGAGCUCUUACAUCCGGGUCUUGUUGGUCUGGUUGUUAUGAGAGACUUGCUCCUUGUGGGUGGUGCUUUCUACAAACGGGCUUCUAGUCUGGGAUGGAAGUGGAACAGUUGGUCAGAAUAUGUUAACUUGGAUGCGAUUCAUCGUGAAAAGGUCGAACCUCUGUUCAUCAGCAAGGUAAACACAGUAUUCCAGUUAAUGUUGGUUGCAGCUGCACUUCUGCAACCAGAGUUUGGCACGGAGGAGACGCAAAAUUACAUUACACUACUGAGUUGGCUUGUAGCUACUACAACAAUCACUUCCACGAUAGGCUAUGGGGUGAAAUACUACCGGAUCAAACCAAGGAGUCCAUGACUGUUGCUGCAUGCACUUGUUUCAUGGAUGAAUUUGUCGCUGAUGAUGAGGACAGGCAUCCAGUGACUACUGACUUGUAUCAGGCAUGCAUCAAGUCUUAAGCUGUGCAAACUUCCCAUUUUACACAUGCAAGACUGAGUCUUGUAACCACCUCCACUCCCAUGGCUUCUCUGAAAGUCAAAUAUUUUGGGCAAAAAUUGGAGGAAGAAGUGAAGGACCAGUGCAGGAUUUGUACAUUAUUAGACCUUGUGCCUCUCUCCUGUAGCUGUUAAGUUUUCUUGCUUGCUACUUUCCCCCUAGUUUCAGCCUAGAGUGCUCAUCGAAAACCAGUAGAAUCUCUGCUUUGCUUUGGCCAAACACCUCAGUUCUGUUGCCACCUUGCCGGUGUACAUAUGUACUUCAGAAUAUUUUAACUGAUUUAGAAAACCAUGUCGGAUGGAGGUCGAUAGGUGCUGUACUGCUUGCAGAUAUCUGCAUAAAUUUUGUUAAGAAGAUUUACGACUAUCCGUGUACCAACACAACUGUUGAGCUUAGUCUUCUUUUCUUUUUAGCCACUGGAAGAACGGAAAAAAAUGUAAGCAUAUUAUUGUGGUACAGAUCAAUCGGGGUGCUGGACUUGGAGA
Molecule: messenger RNA, 1746 nt
Organism: Setaria italica (foxtail millet)
Lineage: Eukaryota; Viridiplantae; Streptophyta; Magnoliopsida; Poales; Poaceae
Product: CDP-diacylglycerol--glycerol-3-phosphate 3-phosphatidyltransferase 1, chloroplastic
Exons: 8
Coding region: 113-1123 (336 amino acids)
Biological process (GO): cardiolipin biosynthetic process
Cellular component (GO): mitochondrion; membrane
Molecular function (GO): cardiolipin synthase activity
Source: RefSeq, a predicted model, not a curated record